UUCAAAACAAACACGCUGCUUUUGUAGCAUAUAUGAGAAAUGCAAGAAAAGGUAAAGAUGAAUUAAAUAGAAGUAUGGACUAGCUCAGAAGAUCUAUGCUCGGCUCUAGGGAGGUUGAGGUACAGUAAUACCACAGAAGACACAAAAUGUACUUUUAAGUGGCUUGGUGCGUUAUUAUUUGGUUUAAGUGCAAACAGUGACAAAUUAUUUACAAUAUUUACCAACGGCAGUAAAAUGGUAUAGAGGGUUUGGGAAUUCCUAUAGCUGUUUGAUGAAGUGCACUUCAAUCGAGUUCAUUUGUUUCUUACAAAUAAAGAAAUCACAAUUGAACAGUGGUUCAGCACAGUCCAGGGUGUAAAUGCCCUUAAGAUCACACCAAGCACAAAAUCACAGUAUUCACAAUAAAGGGUCAGUGGCCACAACAAUGUGUGGAGCGAAUGUCCAUCUCAUAGAGACCCAGAGUCCAUGGUAUAUGUGGAAAUUGUCCAGGACCGCGCGCAACAGAGUUCAUAUGUGAACAGAUAAAGUGACCAGUGCAUAGGUGGGAGAGAACUGGCUGCCAACACCCCUACCAGACCGCAGGAGGAUGUUGAAGUGGUUCGGUUCCCUUUGGGUCUAGCUCGCCUCGUAGCAUGGGGGUUGUCCCCAACCGCCCACACCUGGCCUGUAUAUCACAGACAGGGCCACUAUCAGUAAAUCAAUCAUAAUUAUCAUUAGCUAGCUCAGUGUACACAAAUCCAUUAAUCAGUAUGCAAAAUCCAUUAUACAUCAGAAUAUGGAAAUACAUUUUCAAAUAUCAACCCCGGUUUAGCUUUAAAGAGGAUUGUUUUAAAAUGUAAUUUAAGGUGCAUAACAUUCAGAAUACACAGUAAUCAAAAGCAGUAGCUCACUAUUUAAACAGUUAAUUCUAUUUGGCCAAAUCAAGUUAAAAAGUUUGAUUAUCGUUUUGGGGGUUAGCAUAACAAUGAAUCGCAUUACAGCAGCGAAGUUGGUUGCCGAUCGCAUUGCUAUGCUAACGCUACAUAAGCUAACCACACACAACAAUAGCAUUCAGACUCACCAAUUCCCCUCGUAAUUCAGUCCCCGCUAGAACCCGGAUGUCUGCAGCGACGGUACGCGGCUUCUACAAGUUUUAUAAUGCACAAAGUUUUAGAGAACGAUCAACAAUAUAUAUAAGUUGAAGUAGUUUGUUCGAGACUAACCGUGUUAGCAGCGUCCUGUAGCCUGUCUCCUCACCGGUGUGUGUGAGGGAGAGCGCACCGGUGUAUUUGAUUGCGGCCCUGGCGAACCUGAUUGGCUGAGACGUUCCGUCUUCCGUCAUGUGACUGGGUUGCAUUCACAGACGUUAUAAAAGACCGGGGAAUAUUUUUAUAUUAUAUAAAUGUUUAAUAAUUUUAUUAUAAAAUAUAUUUUCAUUAUUUUCCAAGGAUGCAUAACUUCUAUGUGGGUUACACUUUGUAAAUGACACACGUCACGUUGGGGAAAUCAAUCUUUUAUUGCCUGAUGAUGAUGAUGAUGAUGAUGAUGAUGAUGAUUGUAGUCCCUCUGGAGACCAGGGUGUCCAAACCGCUCCCUCUGAGGGCCGCACGCAGUCCCUAAACAACAUGGGGGCCAUGUCAUUCAUCAAACCAACUGCCUGCAGGCCCUCUGGCCGCACUUUGGACACCCCCGCUGCCUCCAUCCUGUUAGCGCUUUGAACAAGAGUGUUGCUGCGACCUUCAUGGGGUGAUAGGAUUAAGGUUGUUAACCUGAGCCGUACUCCUUUAAGGAGCUGUGGAGACGCAGCCUUGAUGCUCUCUCCUUAAUCACGCACACAUACGCACACACACACACACACACACACACACACACACAAACACACACACACACAGUUAGCACAGCUGUAAUAGCAUGCCGGUUUACUAUAAAGGACGCCCCGCCUACAGGGGGCAACACGCUGAGGAAGACAAUGCUAACUUCCUUAGCAUGACAAUGCUAACUUCCUUAGCAUGAGCGUACAACAAAGUGAGCGUCGUGGAAAGAGUUCUUAGUCCCGCUGCUGUCGUCCUGGCGACCAGGGCAAAGCUUCCUGUGUGGUUGCUAUGGCGACAUCAGCAGCCUACUGUUUCUUCUCCUUCAGCUUGUCUUUAAUUUUCUGCGGCUCGUCGUAUUGGAUCAGACGCAGGAUGUCAUGGUUGUCCAUCACGCCCUGGAUGAACUCGCUCUCCGAUAUUUUAUCUGCCAAAGAGAAAUGUUGGCAUUCAUCCUGUUCAUGUUCUUCUACGGGCAUUGAACGCAUCACAUCUGGACCUUCAGGUUGUCUCAGAAGACGUUUGGGCACUUAUCUGAGCAGGCUUCAUGCUCCAUGGCGAGGAAGGGGUUGGUCCUGGUUUGUUCUUCUCUCCUUUAGAGGAGACAUACUUGGUGUCCUACCUAGUGUGUGUCCUAGCUCGUCUCCGAGCAUGAAGUGAUGAAGCCUGCUCAGCUGAGAGAACCUUCUAACCUGAAGUCCACUUGCGAUGCCCUGAGAAGCCCACCCGUGGACCUUCAGGAAGGAAACAAAGCUGCUUCAAUUACCGUUCUCCUCCUUGCCGAAGAAGCUCCAGAUCUUCUCGGCUCUCUUCUCCGGCGUGUUUUCAUCUUCUGGAAGGUUCUCCUGGUCAUCGGCUGGUAUCAUGUUGAAGAUGGACUGCAUGCAAGUCACAUGACCUUUAACGUUAACGUGCGCCUUUGUCUUAGUGGCUACCCAUCUGAGAAGAAGGCGAGCAAGGUGAAGGAGAGGCUCCUACCCUGACGAUCUCCAGGAUCUCGUUCUUGCUGAUGGUUCCGUUGCCGUCCACGUCGUAAAGAGCGAAGGCCCACUCCAGCUUCUGCAGGGUCUUGCCGCCCGAGGUCAGGUGCAGCGCCACAAUGUACUCCUGAAAGUCCAGCGUGCCGUCGGCGUUGGUGUCGAAGCUCCUGAAGACGUGUCUGGCGUAGGCGGUGGGGUCGGCGUCGGGGAAGAAGCUGGCGUAGAUGCCUUCAAACUGCUCCUUGCUGAUCUUUCCACCGGGACACUCCUUCAGGAAGGACUGGUACCAGCUGCACAGCUCGGCCUCCGAGUACUUGGUGUUGGACUUCAGCUCCUCCAGGAGCUCCUUGGACAACGUGCUGCUCUUUGUGUUCCCCAUAGCUGCUGCUUCUCCUUCUUGGCUGUGGUCGCUGUGGCAGCAGAGGAGAUUAUGAUCAUCCAGAUGGCUCUGUGGCAGAUUUAGAAGAUGACCACGUCACCGCGCUAUGACACCUAAGAAGGGGAUUAAACACAGCAGGCUUUGGAAGCUCCUUGCAGCGCCACGACACUGGAGAGCCAAUGGAGAUCUUCACAGCUGGACUUUGUCCUGCUGAGGCACACUGGACUCCAUACUUCCAGAAGUCCCUUUGGUCUCCUCAGAAUGCUGAUGGUCAGGUUCCCAUGAUGACCGGAAGAACCAUCCAUCCAUCUUCUUCGGCGCUGGUCCUCGUUUGGGACAUGGGCGAAGAACGGAGCACCUUGUGGAAUGUGGAAUCUGAACCCUGCGAGGCCGACAUGCCAACCACUUUCCACUGUGCCGUGGUUGUUCAGAGAUGAAACAACAAAUCGAGCAGAGAUUGAACGUAGGCAGUGGACACUGUUCGGAAUGGAAUAUGUUCCACUGUGUUCUAUAUUUCUGCUAGCACACACAGCUUGGAGCUAGCCAGCCUCAAACCUUCACUGGCAGCUCGUGGCUCGCUCCAGCGUCGCCAUGGCUGGGAUCGAAUUUAAUUGUAAACCGGCCUCGAGACUCCUGGGCUCAUUGCAAAGCUGUUAGCAUCCAGGUGGACUUUUUCCUGGUCAAACAGGAGUCCCCCUGGGGGGGUACGACACCGCGGGCAUCACAUCAAACGGGACAUCCCAUUACCUCCAUUCAGCCUCUGUGGAGGACCAGGACCAGGACCAGGAUGACGGACAACCUUAAUAGCGCUGCUACGUCUUAGCAUGUUGGUGUUAGACAGCAAAGAAGGUGAGCAUCUUCAGCAUGAAGAGCUCAGAUUAGCAUUAGCAUUAGCAUUAGCAGCAGCAAAUGCGUUAAUUCAGGCAAGUGUUGUUUUGGGCCCUCACCUCCGUGUCCGCCUACCUUGACCCCAGCAGGGUCACGGACGGGAACGCGUCUUUGGAGAUUGUUUUUGGCCUCGGCGGCGUAAUCCUUCGUGUUCAUCCUGCAUGCCGACUUUCACCAAACCAGAUUAAUUUAAUCUUUAAAAAUGUCCUCGUGUACUUUGGCAUAAUCACAUUACGUUCAGGAGCUCUUUUUCUUUUUGUCACAGAACACAAUGCUCAGCCCCCCCGGGGGGCGGGGGCGCAGGGGGCGGCUAAUACUCUGAUGUAAGCGUACAUGAAGUAAUCUUACUUUGGGAAUAAAAGGACGCCAGUGUCACUUCAGGUUCAGGUUCAAAGGUCAAGGGGGCCUUUGAAGAAGCCCUAGCAGCUCUAGCAAUGGCCGCCAUGUCUUCCACGGAGACGUCAGCGGGACGCCAGCGAGGAGCCCGUGGACGUUGGCAGCGUGACGCCAGAUGAUCCGGUGGCUGCAGCGGGCAGGCGGAGAGUAAGAACCUUGUUGUGGAUUAUAAUCCCUAAUCUGUUCUUUACGAGCGCGGCGGACGCAAGUCUGCCAUAUCAUUUGCCAUUUGUGGCGGGCGAUAUGGCGGCACAGGUCGGGAAGGGGAGGAGCGACGGCGAGGAGCAGAAGGAGCGGACUUUGAGCGGCGCCAACGGGGACGACUCCCUACAGGAAGCGGGUUUCCUGGCGGCCAAGGAGCCUCCACGCCAACCAGAUUAUGAAGAUUUGACGCAUCUGCCGGCAGGCGAAAGACGGUGGCUGCGCGUCAAAAGCCGGGAUUAGUCGCCUUCUCGGUUCCGGCCUGGACCAUGAGGCUGGAGCGCGGACGGCGGGCUUCGCUGGCGCUCACCCUCAACUUCGUGGCGUUCGCCUUCGCCCUGUCGGCCGUGAGCACCAGCUACUGGUGCGAGGGCACCAGGAAGGUGGCCAAGCCCUUCUGCACGGGGCCGCCCGUCAAGGUCAAGCAGUUCUUCUGCAUCCGCUUCAACAGCUCCAACAUCAACGACAGCCGCCUGGUGCAGUACAUCUUCGAGACCGGGGAGGAGAAGUUCCUGCUCAGGAAGUUCCACACCGGGAUCUUCUUCUCCUGCGAGCAGGCCGCAGACAUGAACGGCUUCGACUGCCGAGACUUCUCCGAGAUCGCUCCUGAACACGAACGAGGCGUCCUGUGGCUGUGCAUCGUGGCCGAGACCUUGUACCUGACCUUGCUGUUUGCCGGCGGCGCCCUCAUGACCUUGGAACAGUGUCCUUGCUUCAGCGUCAUGAACAAGCUGAAGCUGAGUGCCUUCGCCGCCUUGUGCACGGCGCUGUCAGGCCUUUGUGGGAUGGUGGCCCACAUGAUGUUCACCACCAUAUUCCAGCUGGCCGUGGCCAUGGGUCCAGAAGACUGGAGGCCCAAAACGUGGGACUACAGCUGGUCUUACGUCCUAGCGUGGGGCUCUUUCGGGACCUGCAUGGGCUCGGCGGUCACGACGCUCAACCGCUACACCAAGACCAUCAUCGAGUUCAAAUUCAAGCGGCGGAACAUCGAGAAGAGCCUGCUGAUCAAGCAGAAGCUGCUGGAGCUGGACCUCCCCGAUCACAUGUGGUACGUGACGGCCGACGCCGAGGCGCCGCCGCUGGAACUGCCCGUCAACGGACACAAGCCGUCCACGGGAAGCGCCUACAUGCUGGAAAUGGACCGUGUCGCCGAGCCGCAAGGAGAGGCGUACUGCUGAAGCGGCGCCCCCUCUGCCCCCGUGGCCCACUGGAACACAUUCCUUGAUCCCAAUUGACUGCUGGAUUUAAAAUCUAAUACCGGAAUAUAUUUGUGUGUGUGUGUGUGUGUGUGUGUGUGUGUGUGUGUGUUUUGUAGGAAUAAUGUAACACGCUCGGCUUUGAGACAACAUGCAUCUCAUCAAAUCUUCCACGUGAUCAUGUGAUAUAACAAGCGGCGGGAGGAUGCUAAGAUGCAGCCUACACGCCGCCUCCUUGACCACGUGACCUUUGACACCGCGCUGCGUCAACGUAUGAACAUCCAGAGAAUCAUGUGACUGGACGUUUGAUGUUACCCAUCUUGCAUCACGCGGUGUGCUGAUUAGCGCCGCCGCUAGUGAGGGGAGGAUGAUUGAUGUACAGACAUGUAUGUUACAUGUAUGUUUGUUGUUGGCGUCCGUCAUCAUGUAGGAACUCAUUCAGCUUUUUACUGUCAACCUUGACGAUUGUUGACAUGACAGAUGAUUGGUUGUAUUUGCUCAUGAACUGUCACUCACUAAAGAUGGCCGCCAAGAGGCUAAUAACUCAACUACAACAUGUCAUCAAUCAUCACGAAAAGCUCGUCACCUUGUUUAGACGCAGAAAGGAGGCAAUGUGAUGAGUUGCAGAAGUAUUAUCUUAUUAUCAACUUUUACUUACGGGGGGCGGAGCUAGGGGCCAGGAAACAGCGCUAAUGCUAGCGUUAGCAUUAGCAGUCCUUUGGUAAGUGCUUAACAUUUAUUAGAAAUUGUGCCAAUGAACUGCGGGGGGGGGACGUAUUGCCUCAGAAGAUGCUGGCCGGUCGGUGAUCUUCUCCGGUUCUCCCCCUCCUCGGCUGUCGUCACUGGCAGGUAAGAGGCAACUUGAUUACGUUUCUGUUGUAAAAUGACAUCUAGAAAGACCGGAGUCCUCCUUUUUAGGCACAGCAUCGAUUUGUAAACGGGUCACAACCAAGGCUUUUCUUCUUUUGCCGACUCUUGAGUAAGAAAAGUAGCUAUUGGUUGUCCUGGAAGUCUCCAGAAGUCGCAUGAUGGCGUCAUCAACUAAUCUGCAUAUUAUUUGCAUAUAGUUUGUAACGGAUGCUGCAGAACCUCCUGGUCAAAAAGCGGAGUAAAAACGUAUAUAACCAUAACGUGUAUAACCAUAGUUACAUUUAGAACAACAAACCUGAUCACUUCAUGAAAAUAGUUUUUAUAUUUUAUCUUAAUAUUUGAUCUCGGCCAGGUCGUCUCUAAAUCCAGGGGCGCUCGUAAAUAGAGCAAUGUCUCCCUCUGCUGGUGGGAUUAGCCCAGCACUCAUUCAGUCUGUUGAAUGCAGUUUGUCAGUCAGGUUAGUUUGUUUCUCUUAUUACUUUUCAUGUUUUGUUGCCAUUGGUUGCGGUUUUGUGUUAUUAUUUAGUUAUAUUGAUUCAGUAUCAACGUGUAUUUUUCUCUAUUCUCUACAGUGUUGUAAA
Doryrhamphus excisus (bluestripe pipefish) is the source of this 7281-nucleotide messenger RNA. Its product is annotated as germ cell-specific gene 1-like protein. The record is from RefSeq and is a predicted model, not a curated record. Lineage: Eukaryota; Metazoa; Chordata; Actinopteri; Syngnathiformes; Syngnathidae. Gene Ontology annotation, cellular component: plasma membrane.